CCUGUUGUGUAGAUAGUUAACAAGGCCGCCUAUGACGAAACAUGUGGCGGUUUCCCACAAACUAACAUGGAAGAUAAAACCAGGUUGCACAGCGACGCGAAAUGGACGACGUUGUUAUUGCUAAUACUUCUAGAAGAGACAGCUGGCCUGGAAUAUGCUUCCUAUUACCAGGACCACAUGGUCCUCCAGAGGGCGCCCCAGAGAGCCUUACUAUGGGGAUAUGGAAGACAGAUUGGAGAUCCGGUUACUGUUGAUGUCUCUGGAAAAGGAUCUGUUCACACAAGAAUCAUAAAAUAUACGAAUGGAACUGGUGGUGUUUGGCAAGUUAAGCUACCGGCAGUUUAUGAUGCAGGACCUUUCAACAUAACUGCAUUCUCCCCAGAAGGAAAUGUAUCAAUAGAUGAUGUUUUAUUCGGAGACGUGUGGAUGUGUUCCGGACAGACUGACAUGGCCUUCCCAAUGUCCAAGGUUACCAACAGUACAAAUGAGAUCCAUCGGUCAGCUGAAUAUAAGGACAUCCGGAUACUUAAACCUAAAGAGUAUCAGUCUGCCACUGCUCUGGAUGAUCUUAAAGGCUUCGACAUCAAUUGGGCAGCCCCUUCAAAUGAGUCGUUGUACAACUUUUCGGCAAUAUGUUGGCUCUUUGGCGAAUACCUCUACUCCCAGAUAAGACACCCCAUUGGACUGAUCCAAGUGUCAUUUCCUGAGGCCACACACUUUUCACCUGAGAGUAGUAUUCCACCUAUAGACCAGGAAUCUUGGAAUGGCAUGAUCUACCCGCUGUCGCACAUGGUUACGUAUGGUAUCAUAUGGUAUCAAGGGUCGGGCAAUCUAAAGUCAGAUUACAACUAUGGCUAUGAUUUCAUAGUCAUGAUGUCCAACAUCAGAAGUCUCUACAGAUCCAAGACUCUCAACGAAACAAGCAGCAGCAUGCCUUUUGGAAUCGUACAGAUGGGACCGAUAACGGUACCUGCGUAUGCCGGCCAAGCAGCCGACUUCAGGUGGAGCCAGAGUUUCGACUAUGGUGUAGUUCCAAACGGAAGACUGACUGGCGCUUUUAUGGCUGUAACAACGGACCUGGUUGAUCCGCAGUCUCCGUAUGGGCAAGAUCAUCCACGAUGCAAGCAACCCGUGUCAGCCAGAUUAGUGUUGGGAGCACUAAACAUCGCCUACGGUGAUAAAGACGUGGAAUUCGAGGGUCCAUAUCCAAAUGGAAUAACUUUUGUCAGGAACGCAACCAAGUUGAUGCGGAUACAGUAUAACCAGAUCAUUGUGGUGCGAUCAAGGUCUGGAUUUGUGUUCUGCUGUUCGAGUGAGAGUUCGGAGAAAUGCUACGACACAGACAAGCAUAUUCCAGCACCCAUCCUGUUCCAUGACCAGACAUCUGUGACAAUAUCGUACGCUGACUGCGGGACUGACUGGGUUGUUGGCAUCUCCUACGAUUGGUCCGGAAGUCCGUGUGAGGCCUACGAGCAGUGCGCCAUCUACAGUAGAGACUCGGGGUUACCUGCCCUCCCUAUAUCAACGGAUGGCCUUGGUAUACUCGGCCUACUUGAAACAAUAUAUUUGUAUCCCACAGGAAGACAAGUAGUGUUUUAAAUGUGUUUCUGUC
Molecule: messenger RNA, 1612 nt
Organism: Haliotis rubra (blacklip abalone)
Lineage: Eukaryota; Metazoa; Mollusca; Gastropoda; Lepetellida; Haliotidae
Product: sialate O-acetylesterase-like
Exons: 9
Coding region: 67-1599 (510 amino acids)
Biological process (GO): carbohydrate metabolic process
Molecular function (GO): sialate O-acetylesterase activity
Source: RefSeq, a predicted model, not a curated record